AUGUCGCCUAUGAAAGUCAGUGUAGCAGGCCUUGGCGCCAUCGGAUAUGGCAUGGCGAUUAGUCUCAUCAGGGCUGGAUUCGACGUGACUAGCUACGACAUCAAUGAAGCCGUCCUGGAACGGUUCAAAGCUACUGGUAGGAGGACAGCAUCUAGCAUUCGAGCCUUGGCAGACGGGGCGGGAACCUUCAUUUGUGUUGUCGCUACUGCCGAACAAGCACUUAGAGUAAUCUUCGACAAAACCUCUGGGGCACUUUCAACCUUGCCUCAUGGGAGCACAAUCAUACUGGCUAUCACGGCUCGUCCCGAUUUUGUAAGCGGCCUGCAAGAGCAGAUCGAGGGAUUUGGGCGAGACGAUGUAACAAUAAUUGAUUGUCCAGUCUCGGGAGGAGAGGCUCGUGCGAACUCUGGUACCUUGUCUCUGAUGUAUAGCGGCAAGAACGAAGCAGUUCUGUCAAAGUCCGAGAGCGUUCUACGGGCGAUUGGAACCAACCUGUAUGAAAUUCCCGGCGGCCUCGGCGCGGCUUCACAGGUCAAAUUCGUACAUCAGAUAUUUGUUGGGGUGAAUAUUGUAGCAGCAGUGGAAAUGAGUGCCUUAGCACGAAGCGCUGGAAUGAACAUUCGACAGGUACAUGCGUCCGUAAUGCAUGGAGAGGCAGCAAGCUGGCUUUUCGACCAAAGGGUUUCGCAUCUGCUUGACGCCAAGUCAGUGCCAGCUUCGUCCUUGCGCAUCAUCACCAAAGACAUGGGCAUGAUCUCGGCAUAUUGUCGUGAGCACAGGAUUGGUUUGCCCACCGCCAUGAUGGCGGACCAGCUGCUGAAAACUGCAGCCUUCAGAGCAUGGGACCUCGGCGAUGAUACGUCUGUCAUCAAUCUGUACGGGUCCGCGACAGACUAUGGGCGGAUCGAGAAGGCACAGCUUUCACCGGAGGACAUUGGCAUCCUCCUCCUGGGCAUCCACACAGCAGCCUCGAUUGAGGUGUUGCGGUUUGCUCAACAUUUCAAGAUUGACGAAGCACUGCUUCUGAGCGUCGUCAAGGAAGCUGCCGGUGCAAACAAGGCAUUCGACGCGGUUGUCCGUCGAUUUCCGCUUAAUGCGGCCAAAGAACAACGCUUCGCAGGAGAACAGCUACAAGCUCUCCAAGCUCAGAUGGUCACCAUCUUAGGGAGAGUAUCUGAGCACAACUUUCCGCAGCCACUUUGCUCGGUCGCAUGCCAGGUAGUUCAGCUGGCUGGGGACGGGCUUCACUGCUGA
Molecule: messenger RNA, 1254 nt
Organism: Cyphellophora attinorum
Lineage: Eukaryota; Fungi; Ascomycota; Eurotiomycetes; Chaetothyriales; Cyphellophoraceae
Product: putative oxido YgbJ
Exons: 1
Coding region: 1-1254 (417 amino acids)
Molecular function (GO): oxidoreductase activity; NADP binding; NAD binding
Source: RefSeq, a predicted model, not a curated record